This is a messenger RNA of Oncorhynchus kisutch (coho salmon), 2030 nucleotides long. RefSeq names its product biotinidase. Bases 24 to 1955 code for a protein of 643 amino acids. The transcript has 6 exons. Gene Ontology annotation, molecular function: hydrolase activity, acting on carbon-nitrogen (but not peptide) bonds, in linear amides. NCBI's taxonomy places the organism in Eukaryota, Metazoa, Chordata, Actinopteri, Salmoniformes, Salmonidae. The record is from RefSeq and is a predicted model, not a curated record.
UCCUGGGCACUGGUCAUUCCGCCAUGUCCCUCCGUGUCCUCCUGGCAGUGGUGGUUGCUGUUCUCUAUCUGUCCCCGGUAAUGUUAUCUGGGGACAGGACAGAGGGGACUCCCGGUCCAUCUUACGUGGCCGCAGUCUACGAGCACAAGGUGAUUCUGAACCCAGAGCCGCAUGUGCCUCUGUCUCGGGCCGCGGCGCUCGAGCACAUGAUGAGGAACCUGAAGGUCUAUGAGGAGCAGGCCGCACGGGCAGCGGAACAGGGGGCUCAGAUCAUAGUAUUUCCAGAGGACGGUAUCCAUGGGUUCAACUUCAGUCGUCUGUCCAUCUCUGGUUACCUAGAGACCAUCCCUGACCCACUGACUGAGGACUGGAACCCCUGUACACAACCUGACAGACACAAUCAGACUGAGGUCCUCCAGAGUUUGAGCUGCAUGGCUCGACGCCACCAACUGUACCUGGUGGCAAACAUGCCUGACCUCCAGCCCUGCCCUCUGACCUCUCAACCCCACCUUGACCCCUCUCAAACUCCCUGCCCCCCUGAUGGGCGCUGGCAGUUCAACACUGAUGUAGUCUUCAGGUCUGAUGGUUCCCUGGCGGCUCGCUACCACAAACAAAACCUGUUCUUCGAGAAGGAAUUCGAUACCCCGCCCAGACUCGAGGUGGUGACCUUUGACACGCCGUUCGCCGGACGGUUUGGAGUGUUCACCUGCUUUGACAUCCUGUUUCACGACCCUACUGUCAGACUACUGGAGAAGGGUAUCAGACAGAUGAUCUUCCCCACAGCCUGGAUGAAUCUGCUUCCUCUACUAACAGCGGUUCAGAUCCAGAGAGCGGUCAGUCUGGGAGCUAACGUCACUCUUCUGGCGGCUAACCUCAGGCAUGACAGCAAGGCUAUGACGGGCAGUGGCAUCUUCACCCCUAGUACUUCCAUCUAUCACCACGCCUUCCACCACCCCGGGGAGCCAGAGGAGGGGAAGCUGCUGGUGUUGAGGAUACCUGUACUGGACAGUGACUGGCUGGCAACACAGAAGCAGGCAAAGAGGCAGGGAGAGACAGGAGGACAGGGUGAGGCAAAGAGGCAGAUAGGAGAAGAGGGCGAGGCAAAGGGGCAGGGGGAGAUAGGAGGAGAGGGUGAGGCAAAGGGGCAGAUAGGAGAAGAGGGUGAGGCAAAGGGGCAGGGAGAGACAGGAGGACAGGGUGAGGCAAAGGGGCAGAUAGGAGAAGAGGGUGAGGCAAAGGGGCAGAUAGGAGAAGAGGGUGAGGCAAAGGGGCAGGGAGAGACAGGAGGACAGGGUGAGGCAAAGGGGCAGAUAGGAGAAGAGGGUGAGGCAAAGGGGCAGGGGGAGACAGGAAGAGAGGGUGAGGCAAAGGGGCAGAUAGGAGAAGAGGGCGAGGCAAAGGGGCAGGGGGAGACAGGAGGAGAGGGUGAGGGUGAACCUCUCUCCGCUUCUCUUCCUAUCCUCUCUCCCAAUCCCUCCCCAUCCCCCUCUCACUUCAUCUCCUCUAUGAUGUGUGACCCAUUCUCCUUCGUCCUGCUGCAUGGUUCAGAGGGCCAGCUGACUGUGUGUGACGGUCCUCUCUGCUGCCACCUGCAGUACCGACGGUCCCCACAGGGUGGCAAUACGGAGCUCUAUGCUCUAGGGGCAUUCGCUGGCAAUCACACGGCUGACGGACACUUCGCCUUGCAGGUGUGUGCGUUGGUCCGGUGCUCGGGGUCAGAGGUCAGCUCCUGUGGAAAGGGAGUGGAGGAGGCAGAGUCUAGACUGGACUUCCGGUUGGAGGGGAAGUUUGGAACACGUUACGUUUACCCAUCGUUGCUAGGUAGUGGCAUGGUUGUAGAUGGACCCGACCGGAUCGAGAAGACCACAGAUGGUCGAGUGACUAUGGAACACUCAGGGAUGUCCGUCGGACUGGUGACCGCAUGUCUCUACGGCAGGGUGUACGACCAGGACUAGGGUGCGUGUGUGAGUGUGAAAGUGUGUGAGAGAGAGAGAGAGAGAAAAUAAAGUAAAUAAAUGUUCUCCAACCUC